UCCACCUGUUAAGUAGGAGAACCACAUUCCAGUCUUUACCCAGAGCAAAUACGAUAACCACAUGCUGGAAAACUUCCGUCUUUCUCAUUUUGAGUUUACAGCAACAGACAUUUGACUUCACCAGAAAUCACCAGCAUGGCAGGAAUGCUUGGAAAAUGGACAGAGAUAAAACCGGCCACAGAAGAAACUCAGGAGAUCUGUGACAUGCUGAAGAGCGACGCAGAGAAAAAGUGGACCAAACAGAGCUAUGAAAUAUUUAAGGCCAUUGAAUACAGGGAACAACCAAUGGCAGGAACAAACUUUCUCAUCAAGGUUCAUGCAGGAGGAAGUGAAUACCUCCAUAUUUAUGCCUUCCAAAGCUCUCCAACAAGGGGAGAGAUUAAAACUUUACUGAAGAGGGUAGAAAAACACGAAGAAGGAGAUCCUCUGGAGCCCAUCAGACCUUUGGACUGAUGAGAAAACACAACUUCACCCCGGCAGCCUUACAGCAAAAUGCACUGCUGUGUUAUAUGAAAGAGCAUGUUGGGAUGGCUUAAGUUUGACUGUUUCUGUCAGUAUAUUAGUGGUUGUUUGAUACAGCUAUUUUGCAGUAUGACUACCUUACUGAUUGCAUUAAUAUGUUGAAAAUGUACUAACAUCUAUUAAAUAUAGCUAUAACUGCCCAAAAGACUUUUUAUUUUAUAAAAAGACCUCAUAUCUAAACUUAAUAUAAGAAAAAGGAUAAAAACAAACAAAAAACAAGAAGCACAGUGUGUUCACUAUGUAGGCAUAUUUUAAGAAUAUCUUGAUCCAAUCUCAAAAAGCACUCCCAGGUCCUGAUCAAAGCUUUUUAAAAAUAAUAUAUCAGAUGAAACUCGACUCCUGAAAAUUGGUGGAAUUUGUUUUAGAUGAACUGCAACCCUACUUUGCAGCCUCUCACAACAAGAACAAAAAAUAACUCUCCAAGGCUUGUUUUGGUGCCUCAAGACAGUUUAGGCAACAUCUUGAAAUGAUUAGAAUCAGAAAUUCUGAAAUGAUUAGAAUAGAAAUGAUAGAAAUUCUGUUCUCUAUCAGAGAAGGAUCGUGUCUGACCAGCAGUUUGAAACUGAAGCAAGUUAUGCAGCAAGACAAGUGAUUCAAAACACAACUGCAUGCUCAUCUUUGAACUUCAACAAAAUUAAGGUUUUGCUAAACUUAGACCAAGUCAAGGCUUGAAUCUAAUUGCCUUUCUGUGGCAUGACCUUAAAAGCACAAUGUGAACGACUAAUUGCCUUUAUUUGUUCACUCUUUAUGGCAAUUGUUGCUACCAAGGGGGCCUCAACUGUUUAUUAGGUUUAGUGGGAAAUUCAGUUUCACACAGGGUCAGGUUGAUAUGACUAAAAUGUGAGGCAAAAAAGAAAAGAAACCUAUGAGGGUGCAAAUACUUUUUUGCAGCACCAAAUAUUAGAGAUAAGCUUUGUAAUAAAUCAGAAUAAACUUUUAACCUUAUUUUGGGUUGUUGUGAUGUUCAUUUUGAAAGAGCUGUAAUGUCUUAUAUAAAAUAUCUAAAUAUACUAAGUAAAGAUCUAUCUCAUGUUGAGAGAUAGAUCUUAAACAAUAAAGAUGUCUAAUGAU
Messenger RNA from Poeciliopsis prolifica (blackstripe livebearer), 1593 nucleotides. RefSeq names its product cystatin-A5-like. Gene Ontology annotation, molecular function: cysteine-type endopeptidase inhibitor activity. The record is from RefSeq and is a predicted model, not a curated record. Bases 136 to 453 code for a protein of 105 amino acids. The transcript is spliced from 3 exons. Lineage: Eukaryota; Metazoa; Chordata; Actinopteri; Cyprinodontiformes; Poeciliidae. Gene Ontology annotation, cellular component: cytosol.